AUGUUCCCUUACCAAUCAGCCACGCCUGAGACCGGUUACUACCCAUACAACUGGGGAGAGCUCGGGGACAGUAAUCCCCUCCCCCAGGAAUAUGUUCCUCCCUACUUGCGAACCGCCGCCACGGACACUCUCCCUAGAGCUGAUGUAGUCCUGAGGGCAUCCGCCUCCAUUUUCAACACUGCCGCAGCCAUGGCCUGGGAGCUGGACAUUGUUCCUGUGGAUGACAAGCCCCAGGAACCAGCCGCCGACGCGCCCAACAAUACUCCGGUCAAGCCCACUAACUUUAGAGGUAAAAAGCAUCAGAAGACAAUCCUCCACCUGCGCAACAGGACCAAGGCCAAGGCCACUACUUCUGGGGGUAAAAAGGGUCAGGAAUCAGCCCCUGAGAAUGAAAAGAAAAAAGAACCACGCCAUACCGCCGAAAACCCUGCCUGGGCCCUGGCCGCCAUCUUUAGACGUUGUAGGUAUCAAAAAGCAUACACAGGCAAGGACUUUCUGCAAGUCAACGCACCUCUCCACCCUGACGCCUUCGGGUCCAACAUGCCCGCCCAAUCCCCUGCAGAACCGCCGCCGUCGCCCGCCGACGCGAGCUUCGGAAGCCUCCUGUCCAUGAUGUGCGAUGAUGGAUCUGCUCAGAGAGCUGCAUCACACGCGAACUCGCUACACGCCGGCGCCGACGAAUUCAAAUACACACACACCCCCCACCGAGUCGGAGUCAACCUCCGCUCGCUGCCCGUUGUAUCCCAAGAGCUCCCCGCGAGCGACAACCGCGGGAAAUACAUCAUACUUCACAAACGCGACAUCAUCAACAAAGUAGACGAAAUCCUCAAUCAAUGGGGGGUUUGUAUUGAUCGAUGUGUCCAGCUCUGCGGACGCAAACGCGCCCUCUACCUCAUGGAGCGUCCGAUCCCAACAGUCUUGAUCACGAUGAAGCCCGACGACGUGAGCCCCAACACACUUUAUCUCGCACUGCAUGAUAUAGUCAUCAAGGCCCGUGAAGAAUUCCGCCUCCGCGACAUCGCUGUCGAGGUCAUACACCCGGCACUUGAGGACCCAGCAGAGCACCCAGUCCCCGUACGGGGCUUGGACCCGGAUCCCAAAUACCGAAACAAGCCCCUGGACUGGAGAUGCGGCUCGAGGAUAGCACCGCCGCUUGGGCUUCUGGAGGAGUUGCUUGCACUCAACAUGUAUUGCUGGAAUCCGUAUACCUGGGAACUGAUCUACGUUCCGCAAUCGGAACGCCUGUUGCUCAAUUAG
Messenger RNA from Aspergillus puulaauensis, 1257 nucleotides. RefSeq lists its product as uncharacterized. The record is from RefSeq and is a predicted model, not a curated record. The coding region runs from base 1 to 1257 and encodes 418 amino acids. NCBI's taxonomy places the organism in Eukaryota, Fungi, Ascomycota, Eurotiomycetes, Eurotiales, Aspergillaceae. The transcript has 2 exons.